UGUACGAAUGUUUAUCGGAUUUAUAGAAUUUGCAGUGAAAAAACUGUAAUAUUUUCCCGGUAAAACCAAUUUAGCCGGUAGAGAAUGUAGCGAUGCGAUUAGGGUAAAGAGUUAGGCAAGUUUAGAAGAAUUUUACACAUGCGGUGAUCAGGGUUGUAUACAAUUGAAAGAGAGCGGACACAAAGAGAGAAAAUAUGUGAAACUUUCUCAGCUUAACGAGAGAAUUUUUAAAUUAAAAAUGCAUAGUAGCGCCGACAAGUGCUAAACAAAAUAUUCGAAUUUUCGAACAACGUGCAAACGGACGGAGAGAAAGAGAGCUAGCUCUCUUGGCUGGGCACAAUGUACAAAACGGAGUAGAGUAGAAAAAAAGUAUGGAAUCACUGAUAUUUUUAAUUUGUUAAGAAAAAAUGAAAUAAAAUAAAAUAUUUUGGAUUUUAAUUUUUUAAACUCGUGCAAGCCUCAUAAAAUCUGCUAGGUUUGUCAUAGAUAUUUUUUGCGUCUUACUACUACAGAUAUUGGCUGAAAUUCGUAGUAAAAACCGGUUUGCCUAUGCGCAACACUUUUCCACACUACUGCACGCUCGCAAGCGUUUACGCUCUGGGAGCAGCAUGUCGGAAGCAGCGCGAGCGCCACUCCAAUAGAGUGGAGCAAUCUCUGUACGCCUGCCGCCCAACUGAUGGGGCGCUCUAAUACCUUAUUUUGUUUGUUUUUUGUUUUGUUGAUUUUGAAUGCCAAAUCGCAGCCGCUGCAGCACUACUUGAACGUUUGCUGUACAUAUGAACGAUUUUAGUUCAGCACGAUUAGCCAAAGUGUUAACAUUUACGCGCGGUGACAAGUAACUUGACUGGCAUGCGGUGUUAAUAGAGGAACGCUACAUAUCUGUAAAAAAUAUAUUUGUGUAUAAAAUUGUGAAGUGACAACAACAACAAAAAAUACGUGAAGUGUUAAAUCAGUACUUUUUACCGUUAAAAAAUUUAAGCUAAAUAAGUGUGAAGCAGAAAAUCAUUUCGAAAAAAUUGUUGUUUUUGAAAAGUGUUUGAAUGUGCGCAACUGAAGAGUAAAAUAAGAAAAAUUUACUAAAUUAGUACGUUCGCGUAAAUUUUUGCAUGCUUAUAGCUAAUCAAAACUUGUUGACAAUCAAGUACACAAAUCAAUUAUAAAUAAAUAGCAACAAACGAGCGAACCAGCAAGUGGUUAUUUAGUAACGAGCAAAAAAUAAAUAAAAAUAUAAAGUAAAAAUAAAAAGCUAAAAAGUUUAAAUUAAAAAAAAAAACACAAAUUUUUUUCACAGAUGACAACAAAUAAAUAAAUAAAAAGCUAAACGACCAAAACAAAAACAAAAUAAGUGAAAAUACUUUGUCAACGUGACAAAUAAUACUUACACAUGCGUACAUAUGUGCAUACCUACAUACAUACAUACAUACAUGUGGAUUGACGACGUGUGGGUGUGAAAAUUCCGCGAGCUUGAAAAUCGUAUAGAAAAAUAUGCAGGAAAACAAAACGUGAAAUUUUCUAAAGCACACAAAAUAACAAAUAACAAAAUCAUUAAAACAAGUAGAAGACGAAGACGAAGACGAAGAAGAAGAAAAGAACGCGCUGUCAGACCGUUAAAUGUCGCGACAUUUGUGACACUAUAAAUAAUAAUUUGACGUGAAGCGGGGAGAAAAAUAUAAAAUAUUUAUAUGUUGAUAUAUUUUCUACAAACUUCGAACAUCCACAACAACAUUCGCAACAAAGUGUGAACAGCGCCUUAGUUUGAAAAAUUUUCAUUUCUAUCAAAUAAGGAAGGAGCAGCGCAAAACAAUAAAAAAAAUAGAAGCCAGCAAACUGAAACGUAAAAAAUUACUAAACAAAAAGAUACUAAUAAAAACUCUACGUCAAAUGUGCUAUCAAAUGAUUUCCCGUUGAAGCGCAUGGAAAUUCGUGACAUUUAUUUGAAAAAUGCAUUUGAACAUUUGACACGUCCAGCCAAAUGUAAAUGAACAAACGUGCGCGCCCAUGUACCCGUAGCAGCUACAUAACUGUUCGUCUAGAAGUUAGUGAAAAACCAAUUUAGUGAUUUGUACUUAUUAAGCAGUGGAAAAGCAAAAACAAAAAUCAGCUAAACAUUCGCAGUCUAGAGCGUCCGAGUGUAAAGUGAAUUGGCACUACAACAACAAGCAAGGCAGUCAAAAAGUCGAAACCCAAAUAAAGUCGCAAGUCGAGCAGAAAAUUUGGGGCAGCGGUGUUGAAGCUACACCGCACAAAGAAAAGCCGUGUUUGCGAGCAUUGUGAACAUGGAGUUGUAUGUCCCGACUACGAAUAGCCAAAUGACCACCCACCUACGACAAUCGACGUGGAUAAUUUACGAUAAUUUGACGCUGUACAAACACAAUAGAAACUUUGUAAAAGCAAAAGCACACGUGACUCAAGCAUCAAGCACAACAACAAGCAGACAAACGGUAUAAGAGUAACACUCCAAUCCAUAUAAGAUAAAAGAUCGAAAGCGAGUGAAUAGUUUGAGAUACAAAGCAAAUUUCCAAACAAAGCAAAUACAAAUAAGUAAAGAACAAAAAAAAAAAAAAAAACGCGCGCGUUAUAAAAUCAACAGGCACAGCACACAAGAGCUAUUCUACAGCAAAAAAACAAAAAACAAAGCAAGCUGCAGUCAUACCCUGUAAAACAUUGAAACGUGUUCAACAGCAGGAACAACCAAACAUUUCAGGGUACGAGUGUCUACUGCGAGCAAGCGCAUGCAACACGUAAGGAUACGAAGGUAAAGUGCUGCUCAACAAAAUUGCAAGAGAAAGCAACACCAACAAGAAGACAAUAAAGAGAAGCCAAUCAAACAAAGCAACGUACAUAUAAAAGCAGGCGCAACAAGAAGUCUUAUAAGCAGUUACUUCAAGUAGGGCGGCGUACAUCUGGCGUCUGUGUAACUUCAUUAUAGCUGCUGCUCACACGCGCACAUCGAAAUCAACCAUCAACAACGAUUAGGAAGAGCGCCAGUGAGUGAGUGUGAGAGCGUUACUGCAUUCAAGGACCUGGCACAUUGCAAAGGAUAUUGAACCUACGCUUGCCAACUGUAUAUACUGGCGUGUGUGGUGUUUGUAUUAGUGCACGCAACACCACGUGUUUCAAGCGCCAAAGUAUAUAGCAGAACAGACGCUGAAGCAAACCAAGGGCGCAGCGUCGCACAUCGAUUUAUUCGUUGUGCAUGCCUGGCGGUGGUUCAAUCGCGCAACAUUGCCGUUUAUGUGCAUGAACUUGUAUCCUGUCCUGUCCUAUUCAAGCUCAAUUGUUAACGCGUGUGUGUAGAGUGUAAAAAGCAUAGUGUAGCAAGUAAGCUUGUUUUUUGUAGGCAAGCACAGGACUUUUUCAAUUUUCAUUUGCCAAAUAAGCGAGUGAACGUGCGCGCGAAAGGUAUCUAUUGCGCUUUUCGCUACGAACACAGUGCAGUGCAGUGCAGUGCUGAGGAAUUAUUUCCUUUUAUUUGAAGUUUGCGUGAAAUAUUUUUUUGUUUGUUUAAUUAUAAUUGAUAAUUGUCAAUCAGAAAUGGAUUACUUCGAUAGCAUGUUGGAGCAGAUGCAGAUGAUGGAUUAUAAGGUGCUCAGCCUGUUGGCUGUACCAAUUUUGGCUGUGGUGGUGUUGGCGGUAGUGCUGCUGCGGAUAACGAGAAAAAUACCCAAUGCGCAACAUGUACCUGUUUAUGGCGUCCACCCACCGACCCAUAGAUAUUAUCAGCCACACCAACACCUCAAUAACGGCAUGCAGUGCCAUUAUAAAGGCAACGUGUCGGAUUCGUCGAGGGCUCGUAAUAAUCCGAAUAACCAACGCCGAGUACCGGCACAGCAGCAGCAGCAGCAGCAGCCACAACCACAAUACAAUGCGAAACCUAGGAAGGCUCGUUUUAACAGUAAACGGCCAGACAAUAAUGGUGCGUCCACACAGAAACGUACAACCGAUUUUGCAGCCGAUGAUUAUUUCGCUCAUCAAAGGGUAUAUACCUACAAUCGACAGUAUAUGUCUUCACGCGCCGAAGACAACAUUUUGGCGGCACGCCACAACCCAGCACAUCGUAGCAGCACCUCAAGCUGCGGUGUUGCAGCCAGCGAUGAUCUUGUUUCAAGUUCGAGUAAUGAGGACUUAAGCACCGUCUACUCGGUUAUCUCGCAGCCGGACAAAAAGGCUGGUAAAGAGACGGGGCGCAGAAGUCGCCAGCAGCAUCACCGCAAGCGUCACAGCGAGCAAAACCUAGUCCGCAUCAUUCCUAUAAAUGGUAACGAGGAUAUCAAGGAAAACCGGCGUCCCGGACAGCAGCAAGCACAAUGUCAAAACCAGCAGCAGCAACAACAGCAGCAGCAACAGCCAUCGAAGACGGCUAACUUAAAUCUGCGAAAAACAGCUGCACUGAAAGCGGCAAACACACACACGGCGUGCAGCAACACUGGUGGUAGCACCAAUGCGAAGUCUAGCAAAGCUGCAUCAACGUCGUCGGAAACGUCAUCGGUUUCGAGUUCACCCACCAAUUCGGCGAACUGUUCGCCCACUGCCUCGCCCACCGCAAGUAAGCGUAACGUGGAAAAUUUGCGCAGAGUUGCACGCGCAUUCGUGCCGCGAGUGCAGCAGCACACCAAACUGAAUAUGUCGGAGGGACAGUUUGUGCAACAUUUGCAGCGCUACGUCAUAGAUCCCAAUUUGUUACGCAUCUAUGGCUACCCAGUCGAGAGCGCAAUCCACGAAGGGUGUAUUGAAGUACAAAAGUGCUUCCCCCGUCCGUCAGCAGCGCACCCAUCUCAUACGACGUCCGUAGUUAAUAUCGUCGAUGGAUUGGAAAUAAGCCGUCCUACUAGCAGCAGCAGCAGCAGCGACUCUACAACCACUGCCACCACCAGCAACAUCGAAACACAAUCGACGGUCGGCGACAAUUCGUCGGAUUCCGGCCAAGGAUCUGCCAAUUCUACUCCGCCCUCCUUGGAUUCGGAUUCGAGUGAAGCAGGGGAGGACGAACCAGCGUCUACCACCGUUUGCUUCACACCAAACGGGCAAUUUCAAAUUUUCUCCCAAUACGACCAGUCAUUGGAGAAGCAAUGCGUACGCUGUAUGCGCACAUUUCACGUAACCGAAUCGGGUGAAUACCUCACUCACGAGAGCUGCACGUUCCACUGGGGUAAACUCCAUUUCAACUAUGUCGGCAAUGGCUACGCCUCACAGUACACCUGUUGUGGGGGCACCAAGGAGACGGAAGGUUGUUCACACAACUACCUGCAUGUGUGGACCGGCGCUGUGGUGGGCAUUAAUGGCCCCUACAAGAAUUUUGUGCAAACACGCCUGCGCAGCAGCUAUAAAAGUAUUACGCCCAAAGUGUAUGCUCUAGACACAGAGAUGUCGUUUACGGGGCGCGGACUUGAAGUGACCAAGGUGACGAUGGUUGGUUAUGAUGGCCAAUUAGUAUACGAGCAUUUCGUGCGGCCCGAUAAUCCUGUGGUGGACUACAAUACGCGUUUUUCGGGAAUCACCGAAAAAGACAUCUCGCGUAAAGACGUAAAGACGCUGGAAGAGGUGCAGAAAGAUCUGCUCGAAUUCAUCGAUGCCGAAACCAUCGUAAUAGGCCACGCUCUGGAUAAUGAUUUGCGUGUGCUGCGAAUAGUGCAUAAAAAUAUCAUUGAUACGUCGAUCACAUUCCCGCACCCAAGCGGCUUCCCGUACCGUCGCGCGCUAAAGAACCUGACGAAGUCAUAUCUUCAUCGCGAUAUCCAAUGCAGUGAUGCCGGGCACAAUAGUUUCGAGGACUCAAUGGCGUGUCUAGAGCUUAUGAUGUGGAAAGUGCGUAAAGACACUUUGCGGCCGACAGCGUAUUGAGCAACAGGCGGGUCGCUGAGCGAGACCAACACUAUGUGUGAGCCUCAGUGUGUAUUGGGUGUUGUAACUGGUGGUGUGGUGUGGCGUGGCGUGAGUGAAUGAGUGAUGAUGAGUGUGGCUGUGAGCGCGUGAAGAGCUCGCUGUGUGCUCUAUUGUUUUUACAAUACACAUACGACACAUUAUUGUAUCUAUGUGUGAGUGUGUAUGGUAAUUUUCUACAAGUACUGCUUAAUUUUUUACUAAUUAGCUACAACAUAUACAUAUACAUAUACAUAUGUAUGCACAUAUGUAUAUAUUUAUAUAUUACGACAAGUUUAAAGUUAAGAAAACUUGCUUGUUUGGCAGCUGGCCCGCAUUUGCCGCCUGAGCGUGGGAAAAUUAUUGCACUUUCCAGCUCAGCGUGCGUUUGCAUGACGCGCGGUGUGGCGCAGUGCGGGUGCCUCCAAAAACUAAUGUGAAACCGUACCAGAAGAAAGUAGCAAAAGCCGUUGUAGCGUCAGAAAGCAAUCUCGGAUUAUUGAAAAGCUGCUGACAUUCAAACAAAAAUGGAGCGGAAUUUUUUUU
Anastrepha ludens (Mexican fruit fly) is the source of this 6405-nucleotide messenger RNA. RefSeq names its product putative exonuclease GOR (gene prage). The coding region runs from base 3535 to 5841 and encodes 768 amino acids. Gene Ontology annotation, molecular function: nucleic acid binding; exonuclease activity. NCBI's taxonomy places the organism in Eukaryota, Metazoa, Arthropoda, Insecta, Diptera, Tephritidae. Gene Ontology annotation, cellular component: nucleus. The record is from RefSeq and is a predicted model, not a curated record. The transcript has 3 exons.